CGGCCGCGCCCCCCAGGCCCCGCCCCGAGCCCGGAGAGGUGGAUUCCGGCUGCUGGUGGAGUCGGGCGGCUUGGGCCGCUGUCUGCUCGCGGCGCGCAGAAUUACAAAGCUGCCUGCGGAGAUUUGAGAAAUGGCAGCUAACGGAAGCGCUGGCAUCUUCAGCUCCGCCUCAUUGGCCGUGGAGUACAUAGAUUCGCUUCUGCCUGAGAACCCUCUGCAAGAACCAUUUAAAAAUGCUUGGAACUCUAUGUUAAAUAACUACACAAAGUUCCAGAUUGCAACGUGGGGCUCCCUCAUAGUUCAUGAAGCUGUUUAUUUCUUACUGUGUUUACCUGGAUUUUUAUUUCAAUUUAUACCUUACAUGAAAAAGUACAAGAUCCAAAAGGAUAAACCAGAGUCAUUCGAAGGCCAGUGGAAAUGUUUUAAAGUACUUCUCUUUAAUCAUUUUUGUAUCCAGCUGCCUUUGAUUUGUGGAACCUAUUAUUUUACAGAGUAUUUCAACAUUCCUUAUGAUUGGGAAACAAUGCCAAGAUGGUACGCUCUUUUGGCGAGGUGCUUGGGAUGUGCAGUCAUCGAAGACACCUGGCACUAUUUCUUGCAUCGACUCUUACACCACAAGAGAAUAUAUAAAUACAUUCAUAAAGUUCAUCAUGAGUUUCAGGCUCCAUUUGGAAUGGAAGCUGAAUACGCACAUCCUCUGGAAACCCUCAUCCUUGGGACUGGAUUUUUCAUUGGAAUCUUGCUUUUGUGUGAUCAUGUAGUUCUUCUUUGGGCUUGGGUGACCAUACGUUUGAUAGAAACUAUUGACGUCCACAGCGGGUACGAUAUUCCUCUGAACCCUUUAAAUCUCAUCCCGUUCUAUGCCGGCUCCCGGCAUCAUGACUUCCACCACAUGAACUUCAUUGGAAACUACGCCUCGACGUUUACAUGGUGGGACAGGCUUUUUGGAACAGACUCUCAGUUUAAUGCCUAUAAUGAAAAGAUGAAGAAGAUGCAGAAAAAAACUGAAUAAAUCUCUCUCAGACCUUCCCGAAGACCUGCGUUCUCCUGGAUUGAAAGUAGUAGCUAACAUUGCUUCCGGGGAGCACACAUAAGCAUGCGUCUUGGCUGCUAAGUGAUAAAAAGAACAUUGGGGCUGGGGAUUUAGCUCAGUGGCACAGCGCCUGCCUGGCAAGCGCAAGGUCAUGAGUUCAAUUCCGGGUACCAGAAAAAAAAAAAAAAAAGAAAGAAGAACAUUAACAACCUUUAAUCAUCUUCCUAGUGGGAACUUUUUCUACUUUACAUACAAGUUCUGCGUAUGUAUAAAUAAAUAAAUUUAUAUUUAAGUACGGUUUUCAUGAGGUUAGCCAUGUUGCUAACCUUACUAAGAGGUUUUUAGUAAUGAAAGAAGUAUUAUGUGUCUUUUCCCCUAGUGCUACCAGAGACCUGAAGUUGACAGUGUCUUUAGGCCUGUUAAAUACAUACUGGUCAUUCUUAAUAAUGGGUUGGCCUUACCUUUGAAACGGUCUUUAAAAUUCGCCUGAAAUCAAAAUAUCAUGAAUGGAACCGCAGCAGCUGAUACAGUGAAGUGACCAAAGCCAGCAAAUAAAUCAGCAGCAGCCAUCACCAAGAACUCGUAACUCCUGGCUGGCGCUGGCCAGUUGGGGGUGAUGUUUGGGGAGUGAUUUUUUUAUUGCGGUACACUGUUGUGUCUAUAAAUUGGAACAUUUCUGAUCUGAUGUAGGUGGAAUAUUUUUCAAAUUUUUUAAAAUUCAGCUUUAUUUCUGCUAUUUACCCUUCCAUUUUUGUAUAGUAAGUUUUCUUCUUAAAUCUGUGUCUUGAACCUUCGUGAACUGACUCACUGUAUUUGCACUUUGAGGUGUUGAAAUAAAUGCGAUUUUUGUCUGAC
Molecule: messenger RNA, 1888 nt
Organism: Chinchilla lanigera (long-tailed chinchilla)
Lineage: Eukaryota; Metazoa; Chordata; Mammalia; Rodentia; Chinchillidae
Gene: Msmo1
Product: methylsterol monooxygenase 1
Exons: 6
Coding region: 131-1012 (293 amino acids)
Biological process (GO): sterol biosynthetic process
Molecular function (GO): C-4 methylsterol oxidase activity; iron ion binding
Source: RefSeq, a predicted model, not a curated record